UCCCUGCAGCAGGAGAUCAUUUAUUUAUAGAUGAUUUCAUCAGUUUGAUAUGAGGUUUUUAAUAACCUCAGACUUUGAACUUAGUUUUUUUAAAUGACUAAAAAUGUUCUGAUUUUUUUUUUUUUUUGGACGAGUUAAACAUGACUUCAUUUUAAACUUCUUUAAGGAGCAGCGCUGCAGUGAAACAUGACCAACUCCACUCGUCUGUCAUAUUUCAUACUUGGUGCCUUUUUUGACACCGGACACUUUAAAUACCUGGUGUUUGUUAUUGUCCUGUGUCUGUAUGUGUUGAUCAUUGUCUCCAACCUGCUGUUGAUUGUUGUCAUCUGUAUGAACAGGAGUCUACAUGAACCUAUGUACCUGUUCCUGUGCAGCCUGUUUGUGAAUGAACUGUAUGGAUCCACAGGUUUGUUUCCACUCUUACUCAUCCAGGUUCUCUCUGACAUUCACUCUGUUCCUGUUCCGUUCUGUUUCCUGCAGAUCUUCUGCAUCUAUACUUAUGCUUCCAUACAGUUUUGUAAUUUAGCCGCCAUGUCCUACGACAGAUACCAGGCCAUCUGCUGCCCUCUGCAGUAUAAUGCACAUAUGACUUCUCACAAGGUGACAGUCCUCAUCUGCGGCGCCUGGUUGUACCCGUUUGUUUGUAUGUCUGUCCUGAUUUCUCUCAGCAUUCCCCUGCAGCUGUGCGGAGACACCAUUGACAAAGUCUACUGUGACAACUACUCCAUAGUGAAGCUGGCCUGUUCUGACACCACAGUCAACAAUGUUUAUGGGAUGUUCUACACAGCCUCACUGAUUGUUAUGGUUCUGCUCAUCUGUUACUCCUACCUGAGGAUUUUUAAAGUCUGUUUUUCUGGCAGUAAACAGACCAGACAGAAGGCUCUCAGCACCUGCUCUCCUCACCUGGCCUCACUCAUCAACUUCUCCUGUGGCUGUUUCUUUGAAAUCGUACAGAACAGGUUUGACAUAAAGAAUGUGCCAAACAUCAUUCGUAUAUUUUUGUCACUCUACUGGCUCACCUGCCAGCCAGUCUUUAACCCCAUCAUGUACGGACUGAAUUUGACCAAAAUACACGUCACGUGUAAAAAGGUUUUCUUUAGUAAAAGGUGAAGGAGAAGAAAAAAUGAACAUCAAACCUGAAUAUCAGGGUGGUCGUUGAGUUACUUCUCACAGUACAGCUGGUUGCCAUGGCUACAUAAAAAUGUGCUUUUGAAUACUUCUAAAAGACUUCAGCUGUCACUUCUCUGAUCCGUGCAGGAAGAAGCUGAAGUGCUUUUGAAAGUAUAUUUGUAAGUACCACUAGUCGCUGCACCCGAAAAGACUGACUAACUGUUUGAACAACAAACUGCAAUGUUUUUAUUUAUCAUCUUCUAAGCUGACAGCUGGGAUUAAGUGGUAGAUAAUGGAUGGAUGGAUGGAGUUUUACUCCUCUUUUUUCCUUAACUCAGUAAAGUCAGUUUCUUACACAUUUCAAUUCUUAACACACAAUUCUUAAUAAGGGAAGAGGGAGGAUUCAACCUGCACCCUCUGAUAAUCAGCCUUAUGGCUGCAGCACAGGUGAAGAAACUAUAGUGUCAGUGUUUCCAUCGGAGAAUUUCCUCUUUGUUGAUCUUAGUCGUUUGAACCCAGAAAGAAAUGUUAAUACAUUUGACUGAUAUGAUGUAAAUGUAAAAUAAAAGAAUGUCAAAUAAUGUGGAUGAUAUUCAACAGGAUAUUCAUUGGUUGUUCUUCUUGGUCCUAGUGUUAAAAAAAGAACAGGUGUUGGGGUGUUUUU
Molecule: messenger RNA, 1774 nt
Organism: Cynoglossus semilaevis (tongue sole)
Lineage: Eukaryota; Metazoa; Chordata; Actinopteri; Pleuronectiformes; Cynoglossidae
Product: olfactory receptor 142-like
Exons: 1
Coding region: 187-1110 (307 amino acids)
Biological process (GO): G protein-coupled receptor signaling pathway; detection of chemical stimulus involved in sensory perception of smell
Cellular component (GO): membrane
Molecular function (GO): odorant binding; G protein-coupled receptor activity; olfactory receptor activity
Source: RefSeq, a predicted model, not a curated record